Molecule: messenger RNA, 781 nt
Organism: Antechinus flavipes (yellow-footed antechinus)
Lineage: Eukaryota; Metazoa; Chordata; Mammalia; Dasyuromorphia; Dasyuridae
Gene: PLAC9
Product: placenta associated 9
Exons: 5
Coding region: 4-636 (210 amino acids)
Source: RefSeq, a predicted model, not a curated record
UGCAUGUGUUCGUGCAUGCGUGAGUUUGCCCUGGGAACAAGCGAAGGCGGAGGAACAGAACAGCACCAGAAUGUUGGCUACACCGUAAGGCAUUUUCUCCCUGGGCUCUGGCUCAACCUCUUCAUAAAAGCCCAGGGAGAAGGAGGUGGAGAUUCCCCAACCACAGAGGGAGGGUUUCCUGCGCCUCUGACAGGGGCGCCCUUCUCUAUUAGGGAGUGGGAGCCUCAUCGGGAAGGCUGGGAAAUCAUGCUCUUCAUCUGGGCUCUGCAUUUGGCUUUAGUGCUCCAGGGAGGCUUCUCUGCUGCAGUACAACCAUUCAGAUCUUCCCCUGGGAAUGCAGAUAAGAGGAUGAAAUGGUGCGAUGAACACAAAGCUUUCCAUGAUCGCCUAGACAUUGUGGAAGAGACCCUGGACAAGACUGUGGAACACCUGGAGUCUGAAGUAAAGAACCUGCUUAACCUGAUGAAUGCGAUAGCCUGGAACUUGCCCCCAGAGCCUGGGAGCCCCACGGAGAACUUCUUAGGAGACGGAGGAAAACUAGACAUGACUGGAUCUUGCCGUCUCUUCAGCUUUGCUGAUGAGCAAGGGAAGCUCCCGGCAGACAAGGAAGAGGAUGCAGGGGGAGGGGAGAUGUGAAUCCCUAUGAGCACCAAGACGAUUUGGGGCUGAAGGCAGCAGUGGCUCCACGGCAUUUUGGAUAACUCACCCCCCAAGUGUUUUCAUCCACUUGGACAUAUGUUAGAAAAGGUUGCUGUGUAAUAAAUGUGUCUCGUACUGUGAA